ACUUUUCACAUCCGGAAGGUGGGGCUUUUGUUGCAGGAGCGGUUUGCUUUGGAGAACCAAUGCCCCGACCGAAAUGCUCUAUUAAUGCACAGAUAGCAUCAACCGAGGGCAGAAAUAGAAAUCCUGCUUUGGUUGGUUCAUUGUCUGUGUGCAGAGGAAGUGUAUGAGUGGGUGUGUGUGCGCAUGUGUGUGAAAGAGACACAAAGAAGAAACCAGUGAUGGCCACCGGUAAAGGUAAAAACCAGAGCUCUCUGGCGCUGCACAAGGUGAUCAUGGUAGGGAGUGGAGGCGUGGGGAAGUCGGCCCUCACCCUGCAGUUCAUGUAUGAUGAGUUUGUGGAGGACUACGAGCCCACCAAGGCAGACAGCUACAGGAAGAAGGUGGUUCUGGAUGGGGAGGAGGUCCAGAUCGAUAUCCUGGACACAGCCGGCCAGGAGGACUAUGCUGCCAUCAGGGACAACUACUUCCGCAGCGGGGAGGGCUUCCUGCUGGUGUUCUCCAUCACAGAGCAGGAGUCCUUCAGUGCCACCGUAGAAUUCAGGGAGCAGAUCUUGCGGGUGAAGGCGGAGGAGGACAAGAUCCCUAUUCUGGUGGUAGGGAACAAGUCGGACCUGGAGGAGCGAAGGCAGGUCUCUGUGGAGGAGGCCAGGGGGAAGGCCGAGGAGUGGGGGGUCCAGUACGUGGAGACAUCGGCCAAAACCAGAGCCAACGUGGACAAGGUAUUCUUUGACUUGAUGCGUGAAGUACGAGGCAAGAAAAUGGCAGAAAACAAAGACAAAAAUGGAAAAGGAAAGAACAAGAAGAACAAGAAGAGCUUCAGGGAAAGAUGCUGUUUACUCUGAUCUCCCCCCGGACCUUAACAACCCACAAUACAACUGUUCCGUUGGGAAACAAAGCAGAGCGUCCUUGCCAUUCUCAUUCAAAUAAAAAUGAUUUUUUCUUUUUUUUUAUAGCUGGUUUUAGUUUAGUGAUUAGUACAAUCUCAACAUUUUUAGUUUUUAAUUAAUGGUAUCUGAGCCGCUAUUUCAUUGAAAGAUAACCACUGUUGUGACUCAGACUGCUUGAUACGCUCGGAGUAAGCCAACGACCAAACUGCCACUGACACUAACUCUGCUGCUCAGACAUUCUCCACUGUUAAACUCAGCGAUUAUACUGCCUAUGACUUUUCAGUGUACACCACAAUUGUUGAGUCUUUGUGAAGUAAUCAGUGCUCUUAAUUUCUUUACCUGAUCCUAACCUUUACCUGAAUAUUUCUUAGUCUAUGUUAGUAUAGACCCCUUGAAUCGAUGUCCAUCAAUUAACAAAAGACUCUAAUGCUGCUGUCCGUCUUAUAUUUGAUCCUUUAUGAUGACACUUAAUGUCAUGUGUAUUCAAGAUGUUGGCCUCAUUCAUUUAUCUGUCCAGAUAUUAACAACUUCAGAGUUUGGGAUGGCUUUUGAAACUGGAAGCUUUCAUUUUUUUUUUUUUAUUGUUUAGCCCUCAAGGCUGCUCUUUUUUCCCGCUUAUUUUUGUAGAUCAUCCAAGGAUUACUGAUUUUCUGGGAGGAUUUUGAAAAUCAAAGGAAUUGUUGCCAAACAGGGUUAUUUUAAUUCCACUGUUACCAAGCCUCAGAUUUUCCGGCUAAAAUCUUUAGCGACUGUAAAUCACAGAAAAAAAAUUAUAGAGGUAAAUGAGAACUUAAUCGGGGCUCGCCGAGCUUCAUGUAGAUAUUUUAACAUUUGUAAAAAAAAAUGUUGAGGGUGUGAAAAUAAGGUUGUAAUGCGGCUACUGGUAUGUUUUUGUGUUGCUAUAUCCAUGAAAUCUGGCCCUUCCUCCCUUCUCACAGUGCAGAUGAUUCCCUGUUUUACACGACUGAUAAAGUUUAAACUGUGAGACAGGUGUUGACAAUCCAGCAUUUUAAUCAACAAAGUUUUCUUAUUUUUUAUUCUUUGAUCUUUUUUUAAAACAUGCACUACAUUGCCAAUACCUAAGAAGUGGACUUCAUGCUGAAUGGAGUCAUGCUGGAGAAUCUUUAAACAGUUGGUGCCAACAAAAUCACAAAAAAAUCGAACUAUGUUUGUGGAUGUAUAGUUUGUAUGUUAAUUAACUCGGUGUGCAUUUCCCAGAAUCUUAAAACAUUUCUGUUUCUGCGUGAGAGAACUUCUAACUGUUGUUUAAUCAAGUGCUAAAGUGAACAAGAUGUUCCUACCACUGCCUAAACCAUCCUUUGUAACAUGGCCUCCCUUUUUCUUUUACUUCCUACUGCUGUGAGUAUGCUUUUAUCUCCCUGCAGUGAGAGUGUUUCUGAAUAAAUGCUUUUUUUCUUUGUAA
Notothenia coriiceps (black rockcod) is the source of this 2310-nucleotide messenger RNA. RefSeq names its product v-ral simian leukemia viral oncogene homolog Ba (ras related) (gene ralba). Gene Ontology annotation, molecular function: GTP binding; GTPase activity. Gene Ontology annotation, biological process: signal transduction. Lineage: Eukaryota; Metazoa; Chordata; Actinopteri; Perciformes; Nototheniidae. The coding region runs from base 219 to 842 and encodes 207 amino acids. The record is from RefSeq and is a predicted model, not a curated record. Gene Ontology annotation, cellular component: membrane. The transcript has 5 exons.